This is a messenger RNA of Paramacrobiotus metropolitanus, 3164 nucleotides long. Its product is annotated as protein phosphatase 3 catalytic subunit alpha-like. Gene Ontology annotation, molecular function: calmodulin binding; calmodulin-dependent protein phosphatase activity. The record is from RefSeq and is a predicted model, not a curated record. Gene Ontology annotation, biological process: calcineurin-mediated signaling. Gene Ontology annotation, cellular component: calcineurin complex; cytoplasm. The transcript is spliced from 10 exons. The coding region runs from base 818 to 2503 and encodes 561 amino acids. Lineage: Eukaryota; Metazoa; Tardigrada; Eutardigrada; Parachela; Macrobiotidae.
UUCAGUGUUCGGCAAUCCGCAGUGCGGGUAGUGUUUUUUCUUUGCGGGGAAAGGCUGCUCAUGCUUUGCUGGAUAAUGGAUCUACAUGCACAUACAUAUUGAGUGGAAGCAUCGCAUUCCGUUUCCGAUCACCUUGAUUUGAAUGCUAAACAAAAAUCCAUUGGAUCCCAGUCUGUAUGGUACACAAGUCACCAGUGAAUAGAAGCGCGUUGGACGUUUUCUCCCUCUCCGUCUCUCUCUUAGUCUCGGCUGCUGUGUGGGAGCCAGAGGAAUUUAAUAAUUGAUCCCUUUUUGCCAGUGUAUUGGAGGAUACAUAUGCGAUCCUGCUGCUCCUGUUGCGUUUGACAUAACAAGUCACAUAACAUACGUAUCAGACCAGACCAGGCUCGGCCCGCGGUGAACACGUUAUUGGGGGUACGGCUCGGCUCGCGGUGGAUGUAGGCAGUGUUGUUGGCUGCUGCAGCAGCGAACGGGAACGAUUACGAUUCUCGAUCAGUACGAGCAGUGUGUGCUCUGCCUUUGGCUUCCCCAUUCCUUGUGAAUUGUUGAUUUGCACAUCGCACGGAUCGGCUAGUCUGGUUACAGUGUGUAGUAGUGUUGCCUCAGUUUUAUUCUCUAAUUUAUUGCUUCAUUGAGUUUAUCGGGUGGAAAGCAGAGAAAAUGGGAUGGACAUGGACUGGAUGAUUUUCAACCUUUUUGCUCUUUGAUUGCCACCGUUUGUUCUUGCAGCGCCUCCAUCACAGUCGUCUUCGUCUUUUUAUCCCGUGAUCUUCCUCUAGUUGUAUCUUCUUUAUUACAUUUACCGGUGACGAAAAGAAUGGCGGCGAAAGACGCAUCCAGCGCCUCGGCUACGCGGUUAUCUACCACGGACCGUGUCAUUAAAAGCGUGGCCGAACCUCCAGCCCAUCGAUUGGGCAUGAAUGAAGUGUAUGAUAGUCGGACUAAUCGCCCACGAGCCGAGGUGCUCAAACAGCAUUUUAUAAUCGAAGGACGACUGGAGGAAAGUGUAGCCUUAAGGAUUAUCAAUGAGGGCGCAGCACUGUUACGCUCUGAACCCACCAUGAUCGACAUUGAAGCCCCUGUCACAGUGUGCGGGGACAUACACGGACAAUAUUACGAUUUGAUGAAGCUAUUUGAAGUUGGAGGUGAUCCAGCCAGUACCAAAUACCUUUUCCUUGGUGAUUACGUCGACCGUGGUUACUUCAGUAUUGAGUGCGUUUUAUAUUUGUGGUCGUUGAAGUUAACGUACCCGGAGACGUUGUUUCUGCUACGCGGCAACCACGAGUGUCGCCACCUGACGGAAUAUUUUACAUUCAAGCAGGAGUGCAAAAUGAAGUACUCCGAGAAGGUGUACGACGCCUGUAUGGAAGCCUUCGAUUGUCUACCAUUAGCUGCGCUGAUGAACCAGCAGUUCCUCUGCGUCCAUGGUGGACUGUCUCCCGAAGUGCACUCCUUGGACGAUAUCAGAAGGCUGGAUCGUUUCAAGGAGCCUCCGGCUUUUGGGCCCAUGUGUGAUCUUUUAUGGUCGGAUCCUGUUGAGGAUUUCGGCUCGGAACGCAAUCAGGAACACUUUAGUCAUAACACAACCCGUGGUUGUUCAUAUUUUUAUAGUUACGCGGCAUGUUGUGAUUUUCUGCAUCACAACAAGCUGUUGUCCAUUAUCCGCGCCCAUGAAGCCCAGGAUGCCGGUUAUCGUAUGUACAAGAAAAGCCAAAACACUGGAUUCCCUUCACUGAUUACCAUUUUUUCGGCUCCGAAUUAUUUGGAUGUUUACAAUAAUAAAGCGGCGAUAUUGAAAUACGAAAAUAAUGUAAUGAAUAUUCGUCAGUUCAACUGCUCACCGCAUCCAUACUGGCUACCAAAUUUCAUGGAUGUCUUUACGUGGUCGCUGCCUUUUGUUGGCGAAAAAGUGACGGAAAUGCUUGUUGCAUUGUUGAAUAUUUGCUCGGACGAUGAACUGGCGGAUGAACAGGAGACCGCCGAAGGUCCGAGUGUCCGGAAAGAAGUCAUCAAAAACAAGAUACGAGCCAUUGGCAAGAUGGCCAGGGUUUUCACCGUUUUAAGAGAGGAGAGCGAAAGCGUCCUGCAGUUGAAAGGUCUAACACCAACCGGAUCGUUGCCACUGGGAGUGUUGUCCGGUGGAAAGGAUACUCUUAAAACAGUGCUGACGGACUAUUCGGCCGGCAACGACAUCAAGACGUUCGACCAAGCGAAAGCCCUGGACAAGAUCAAUGAGCGGAUCCCGCCGGCCCGUCGGCUGCCCGCUGGGGCCGGCGACGCCGUGGCCGUCAAUCACGCCGUGGCGGCCAGUACGCCGGUGGGCGUGGGCAAUCCGCUGACCAAUCCCAGUCUGAGUCGUUCCUCGUCGGCCAGCAGCGGCAGUUCGGCAGCCGCCAGCGCCGGCCAGAGCACUAACCCGUCCAUGCCCGCGGCGGUGGCGGUCAAUGUCACCGGGCCGCCGCCGUCGUCGGGCAACGGACCCCUCUCGUCGUCCAAAAAGUAGAAACACGCGACGCUUUCAUCAAACUCGACGCGCGCGCGCAAUCCCGGAUGAAGAGAAAGAUGUGUUGCGUGGUGCUGCGAGAUUAUAGUUCUAUUAUUUUACACAAAACGGGAGCGCUUCUCCUCUUUUUUUUUGCUGGCGGUGGUGCGUGGAGGGGCGGAGUGGAUGCGGGGGAGUGUUUUGUGGCGCUGGACAUGGAGAGAUAAGAUGUACCUCUACAAUUGUGUUUGGAUGAUGUUUUUUUCUUGGUGUAUUUAUUGUAGAUUAUGCUCUCCGGUAAAUGCGCGGGGGGAGAUUUUAGUCGGAUGUUUUCUCUUUUCGUUCGUUCGUUCGUUGGUGUGUUUUUAGGUCCCCAGUGGAAUGUGUUUAUUUAUAGCUUUUUACGAAAUGUAACACUUGUCUCUCUCGUGUUCCGGGGGGUUGUAGGUUCCUCUUUCUGGCAGUUUUGGAUGGUUUCUGGUUUUGUCUAUCUCUCUCUGUUUUUUUUCGCGGCUAGUUUAAAUCUUUUAACACGAAGAGUAUACGCUACUUUUACAAACUGGUGUUGAUUCUUUUUCGUCCGGAAUCUGUAACUAGUAGUUAUAUCCCCGUGAGAAAUUAUCCGAUGCGGUUGCUGCAGUUCUGGUGCUUUUUAUCGAUGAUAAAGAAAACUUUCCGUUGA